AUGCCCAAAGCGCCGUCCACCUUACCCAUCUCUGCGCUCUUUGGAGUGAUCAAGCCAUCCGGACUGACGUCUAUGGCCGUUGUCGAAGAAAUCAAGCAACUGGUCGGAACUUCUCGCUUGUUCGUGGAAGGGGACAAAUUGAAGAAGGCCAAUGGAUCGAGAGGCAAAACGAAACGCGGUAAGCACGACCGUUUUCCGGUCAAGAUCGGUCAAGGAGGCACUCUGGAUCCUCUGGCAGAUGGAGUUCUUGUUGUAGGAGUAGGAAAGGGCACGAAGAAGCUGAGUGAAUUUCUAGACUGUGUUAAGGAGUACCGUACGACCUGUCUUCUUGGGUGUGAGACGGAUACAUAUGAUAGUGAAGGAAAGCAAGUCCGCGUCACUCCAUGGCGACACGUUACCCGCGAGAAGGUCGAAGGCGCCUUAGAUCAAUUCAGAGGAGAGAUUACGCAGGUGCCACCAAUAUUUUCUGCUCUGAAGAUGGACGGAAAACCGCUGUAUGAAUAUGCACGGAAGGGCAUCCCUCUACCACGCCCUAUAGAACAACGCAAGGUUACCGUGCAUUCUCUCGAGCUUGUCGACUGGAAAGGGAGUAAGCAUGAUUUCCGCUGGCCAGAAAAGAAAUUCUCGGAGGAGGAAAAGAAGGCGAUGGAGAAAGCGCUCCAGGGCGUCGAAACGAAUGCCACCAUUGAAGAUGAGCCUGAAGAAAAUGGAACAGAGGCUCCGACGGCAUUUGUCCUGCGGAUGAGCGUAUCGGGCGGCACAUACGUGCGGUCUAUCGUGCAUGACCUCGGGCAUGCCUUGGAAUCAUCUGCCCAUGUUGUCACCCUUACGCGCUCCCGGCAAGGUCGGUUCUCGCUGGAGCCCACAGAAAACACCGAUCUUCCAUGUGUUCCGUUCGAGGUCUUCACAAAGGCGAGGGAAGAUGUAGGAGAAAUUGAUGCCAAUGGAUGGGCAGAAUGGGAGAGGGAAGUGAUGGACCGACUAGAAAUCAUUGAAGGUAAGGGAAUUGACAAGAGCAACUAA
Messenger RNA from Sparassis crispa, 1023 nucleotides. RefSeq names its product Probable tRNA pseudouridine synthase. Lineage: Eukaryota; Fungi; Basidiomycota; Agaricomycetes; Polyporales; Sparassidaceae. Gene Ontology annotation, biological process: mRNA pseudouridine synthesis; tRNA modification. The transcript has 4 exons. Bases 1 to 1023 code for a protein of 340 amino acids. The record is from RefSeq and is a predicted model, not a curated record. Gene Ontology annotation, molecular function: pseudouridine synthase activity; RNA binding. Gene Ontology annotation, cellular component: mitochondrion.